AUGUUUCGCCGUUGUCGUUUAGUUCGGGGCAUUGUGGAGAGGCUAACGAAGGAAAACUUCACCAUUUCGCGUCUUAGUAAUGGCCUGCGCGUAGUCACGGCCGAUGAUGGGGGCGGCAUCACCGGAAUGGGGCUUUUCACGCUGAACGGAUCGAAAUUCGAGGACGCCGCGAGUGCCGGCGCCGCGGUCGUUUUCGAGUCGAUGCCCCUCGGUGGGAAUCAUCUUAUGAGCGGGAAGGAAGUGAGCGAGACUCUGGGGAUGUUCGGAAACGCCUUUCGGGUCACCAACAACAAGGAGGCAAUGAGCGUCAUGCUAAUGCUCCCGCGAUAUCACCAAAAAGACGGCCUGGAGCUCCUCAACGCGAUGUGUUUGCACCCCACCCGCGACCUUGAGGAGUUCGAGGCCGCCAAGGCCAAAACGAUGCAGCGCACCGCGUUAAUGGAGCGGGAUGCCUCGGGGAUGUGUUUUGAGCUCGUCCAUGAGGCCGGGUGGGAUGGGAAAGGGCUGGGAAACCCCACGAAUCCUUCCCCGGAGGCCCUGGAAGGUCUCACUUUGGAGGCCUUUACGGAAUUUUAUCGCCGAUGCACCCGGCCCGAUCGCACGGUGCUCGCCGCCACAGGGGUUUCCGACCACGAUGCCUUCGCCCUCCUCGCGGAGCAGGUUUUUCAAUUCGACUACGACGACCGACCCUUCGACUUCCCCAUUCACCCUUAUACCGGUGGGGUUCGCCUAAUUCAGAAAACAGAGGCCCCGGAAAGUAUGUUGAAAUUCCAGGAAAAGAAUUUAAGCCAUAUGGCGCUCUUUUUCCAGGGCAUUCCCAUGUCCCAUCCGGAUUACUACACCGUCUCCGUCAUCCAGACGCUGUUGGGCGGGGGCACCUCAUUUAGCUCCGGCGGGCCAGGGAAAGGCAUGCACACCAAACUCUUUCGCGAGGUCCUCAACCGCGAGGGGGGAAUUAACGGGAUGGAGUGUAUUACGGCAUGGUAUAGCGAUGGUGGGCUGAUCGGGCUCUACGGUACCGCCCCGCACGAGAAUGCGCAGCGGCUGCUCAAAUUAAUGAUCUUUCAGGCCGCCACCAUUCCCCAACGGGUCAGCGAGGAGUACCUCGAGAUGGCGAAAAACCAGCUCAGCUCUCAGUUGAUUUUGCUCGGCGAAAGUCGCGAACAGAUGCUCAGUGAUAUGGGGUUUAACCUCCUCGUGCAAAAUCACGUGAUUACGACGCAGGAGACCAUACGCGGGAGCGCGGGGGUCACCUUGGAGAAUUUGGAGGAGGUCUGCGCAAAGAUGAUUAAGAAGCCAGUGACCUUUGCGGUAUAUGGGGAGACCAAGGGGAUGCCCACACAGGAAAAAUUAGAAACUAGCAUCAAAAAAACCUACGUCAUUUCAAAUGAAAGAGAGGCCGACUCGUAA
Phytomonas sp. Hart1 is the source of this 1410-nucleotide messenger RNA. The record is from the annotation of a GenBank genome assembly. NCBI's taxonomy places the organism in Eukaryota, Euglenozoa, Kinetoplastea, Trypanosomatida, Trypanosomatidae.